Messenger RNA from Racocetra persica, 236 nucleotides. NCBI's taxonomy places the organism in Eukaryota, Fungi, Glomeromycota, Glomeromycetes, Diversisporales, Gigasporaceae. The record is from the annotation of a GenBank genome assembly.
AUGAGUACAUCUAUUUGGCACGGAAGUUUAUCAAUUCAUCAAAUUUAUCUAGCGCUAGUGGAAAAUCCUCCGAAUUGUCCGAAUUGUGUACGUAAUAUUCGGCCAAUCAGAAUCAAUCCUGAGUUAACCAAGUUUGUGGCUAAAAUUGUGGAAUUAAAGCAGGCUGUGAAAGAAAAUGUAGAGAACGCGAAGUUAAAAGAUGCUGAAUCCAAUGCCAGAAUCGUGGAAUUAGAACA